Molecule: messenger RNA, 1410 nt
Organism: Exophiala xenobiotica
Lineage: Eukaryota; Fungi; Ascomycota; Eurotiomycetes; Chaetothyriales; Herpotrichiellaceae
Exons: 1
Coding region: 1-1410 (469 amino acids)
Source: RefSeq, a predicted model, not a curated record
AUGCCCGGCGAAGAAACCAUUCUCGACGGCCCUGUCACCCCUGCGCCCGUCUUCGCCUACCGCGCGCUGAAAGGCAUCUUUUUCGCCUCGCCCGAGUCCUCCCCCGAAAACGAAAACAAAGAGAACCUCACACCUGCAUAUGCGACUUCGCCUUCGCCUGAGAAGCGGAAGAUCAUGGACGGAGCAGUGCAGCUGACGCCCUCGCAGAAGCGCAAGCGCGACAGCGGCGGGGCAAUCCUGUCGCCGACGAAGGGAAUUCUGCGCACACCAGGCCUCGCGACUCCGAGGACGAAGUUCCUGAAGGAUAUUAAUGUCAAGUUCAAGAGUGUCAGUCCGGAAGAGGCGGAGAAGCAGAAGAAGAUUGAGGCUGCAACGGUGGGUGCUGGAGACAGAUUGUCAAGGACAAAGGCGGGAGAGUGUGCUGUUCGAGGCUCAAGGCCGAUGAAUGACUUUACUGCGCCUGCGAAGAAGGCUCCUCAGUCUCCAGUAAAAGCUGAACAAGGAACUGCAAAGGAAAAUCGGGUGGUGUCUAAUGGCACGACCGCUCUCUCGUCUUGCGCCUUCGAAGCGUACAUGGCACAGACGGAGAAGGAGAUGAAGAGAGUUGUCAAAUACGGUCAGAAAAUGCGAGAGUAUGCGCGCAAGAAGGAUGCGGAGAACCAGGAGUUGAGGGGCAUGAUUGAACAGCUGCGGCGCGAGAAUGAGAGGUUGUUACGUGCACGGCCGUGCCAUAGCGAUCAACCAGCACCAGAGACGCAGUCCAGACACGAGGCUGAGAAGAGCGAUGACAACAUUGCCAGAGGGCCAGAAGGAUAUGUCCGUGAAGAAGUGGACCGCGUCGAGGCGAGGAGUCAGAUCCGGGUCGGCCAGAAGAGCCGCGCAGAUGGGAUCAAGGAGUCGCACAAGGUGGAUAUGUCAACAGCGAGUACAAGCGCAAGAGUUGCGUCUGUAUCCUCGAAUGGCCAAGAGCAAGACCGACGCUCCGGAGUACCUAUAUCGUCUUCUGAGCGACGAAUUGGAUCUGCAUCCGUGGCUGAGCCUGCGAAGACCGGCAGGCGAACUGGCCAAGAAGAAAUUCUUCUGCCCAUGCGCUCAGCUUCCGGCACGGCAAGUCAUACAAACAUGUUCACCAAGGACAACACCAACACCAACACCAGCGCAGUCGCAGCGGGAAGCACACGUCUCGCACCAGAUCGCCUUGCUGCGGCCCGGGAGCGAUUACGUCUACGUGCCGAAUCGAGAAGGGUUAGUGCCGAGCAGCAUGGUCAUGGCCAUGGCUAUGCAGACGGACAGAGGGACGCUAUUCUGAUCGAGAUUGAGCCGGAUGAUGCCAUUGCUGGGUCGCGGAGUUCUCACAGGGCUAAACAUGAGAGUCGUGAGCAGAGCCUGGUGGACUGGGUCAAUCUGUGA